Messenger RNA from Brenthis ino (lesser marbled fritillary), 2421 nucleotides. The record is from the annotation of a GenBank genome assembly. Lineage: Eukaryota; Metazoa; Arthropoda; Insecta; Lepidoptera; Nymphalidae.
AUGGAUUUUUUAAAGAGUGGGCUUAAAACAGUCCUGGGAGCUCCUGAAACUGGACAACAGCCUUCAGUAGCUGAUACGGUGGAAAGAUUAGUCGAAAGAGCCAGCAACUCUACUCUCCUGGAGGACAGAAGAGAUGCUUGCAGAGCAUUAAAGGCAAUGUCAAGGAAAUACAGGCUUGAAGUUGGAGCUCAGGGUUUAGAUACAUUAAAACAGGUAUUAGAGCUAGAUAGAGCAGACAAUGAAACAAUUAAUUAUGCACUCGACACUCUUAAUAACAUUGUAUCUCCAUCACAAUUUGAAGAGGAAGAAGACAAACCACAUUUACCAAUCAAUAUUGGAGAUCAGUUCACAGAAAUGUUCAUUAAAGACCCACGAAAUAUACAAUUAGUAUUGGACCUCUUAGACGAAUAUGAUUUUAGAGUUAGGCUCUCGACAGUUCAACUUCUAAUUUCUCUCCUAACUAACAGAACAAAAGAUAUUCAAGAAAUAAUACUUGAUAAACCGAUGGGUGUUUCGAAAAUGAUGGAUCUCCUCGCUGACAGUAGAGAAGUGAUUAGGAACGAGACAUUGUUACUAUUAAUAAAAUUGACAAAAGGCAAUGCUAACAUACAAAAAAUUGUGGCGUUCGAAAAUGCCUUCGAUAGACUCUUCGAAAUAGUUAACAGUGAAGGUUAUUCUGACGGAGGAAUCAUAGUUGAGGAUUGCCUUCUGGUAAUGCUGAAUUUACUAAAAAACAAUAGCAGCAAUAUCAAUUUUUUCAAAGAGGGUAGUUAUAUACAAAAAAUGCUACCAAUGUUCAAUAUGCCCGAAGAUUCAGAAGAGACGGGUUGGUCCCCGCAGAAAGUUGCCAACGUGCACUGCAUGCUACAACUAGUCCGGACUUUGGUGUCUCCAAGUAAUUCAGCACAGAUUAUUUCUAGCUGUCAGAAAAUAAUGAAAAAUGUCGGCUUAUUGGAUGCGUUGUGUAACAUUUUAAUGGCGAGUGGAGUUCCAGCUGAUAUAUUAACGGAGACUAUAAACACUGUAGGAGAAGUGGUUCGAGGGGAUGCUGCUAACCAGGAGUUUAUCGGGAAUGUGAUUGCACCCUCGUACCCGCCGCGACCAGCUAUUAUUGUUCUCUUGAUGUCUAUGGUUAAUGAGAAGCAGCCGUUUCCUUUAAGAUGUGCAGUUCUAUACUGUUUCCAAUGCUACCUCUACCACAACGAGAUCAGCCAAGCCAACUUAGUUCUCACCCUCCUUCCCUCCACAAGCGACGUCUCAAGCUUGACCAGCGGUCAGAUACUCUGCGGAGGGCUCUUCUCCUCAGAUGUCCUCUCGAACUGGUUCGCAGCAGUGGCCCUGAAGCAUGCCCUCAUAGAUAACACUGGACAAAAGGAGCAGUUACUAAGAGUGUUAUUGGCAACGAAUAUUGGGAGUGCUCCGGUGUCUUUACUCCAGCAGUGCACGCUGCUGUUGCAGCAAACUACGAAACUCCAGUCGAAGGUGGCGCUGCUAAUGCUGCUGUCGCAGUGGACGGCGCAGUGCGGCGCGGCGGUGGCGGCGCUGCUGCGCGCGGCGGGCGCCGUCUCCUACCUCGUGUCGCAGACCUGCUCCAACGAGCACGACGACAACGAGUAUCUGCUGCAAGGAUUAUCGGCGUUCCUGCUAGCCAUCUGCGUGCAUUUCAACGACGACAGCGUUCCCAACUACACCAAGGACGCUCUGCGCCAGCUGCUGGUGAAGCGCAUCGGCGUGGAGACGCUGACGGCCAAGCUGUGCGAAGUGGCGCGCCACGAGCUCUACAACCGCGCCGCCAAGCACCCGCAGCUGCGGGUCAGCGGGCCGGGGGAAGUGCUCAUUGAUUACGAGUUCUGCAGGCUCUUCAAGGGGUUGGAAGGCGUGGUGGUGCAGAGCGUGACGGCGGCGGAGGGCGCGGCGGCGGCGGCGGCGGGCGGGGAGGCGGCGCAGGGCGGCGAGGAGCUGGCGCAGUACAAGCAGCUCAUCCGGCAGCAGGACGCGCGCCUGCAGGAGCUCGUGUACCAGCUCGAGCAGACGCAGGCUCUGCGGACAGCGUUAAGCGACUCUCUAGCAGCGAACUCACUCCUCAAAGAUGAGAACACACUGCUCAAAGCGCAACUGUCAACCGUUUCUCAAACCUCUCCUCCGACACCCUCGGAGCCAGACCCUCGUCUCGCAGACUACGAGUCCAAGGUCUCCGCCCUCACCCUGGAGGUGCUUAAACUGAACCAGGAGCUGGUGGCGGCCAAGGACACCAUAAAGAAGAAUAAUGAGGAGUUGGAGAAGUUGAAGAACGAUCAGGAUGAUCUGCUGGUUUUGCUCGCUGAUCAGGAUGCAAGACUCACCGAGUACAAAAUGAGGUUAAUAUCGCUCGGGGAGACGGUGGAGGACGACAACACAAUAGAACCUGAAGAAAAUUUGACU